Molecule: messenger RNA, 454 nt
Organism: Ilyonectria robusta
Lineage: Eukaryota; Fungi; Ascomycota; Sordariomycetes; Hypocreales; Nectriaceae
Exons: 3
Coding region: 44-358 (104 amino acids)
Source: RefSeq, a predicted model, not a curated record
GCUUCAGGAGGAACCGCCAUUUUGAACGCGCCGAAUCAAUUGCAUGUGUAUAAGCCCAAGUUCAACCUCAUCUGGCGUUAUUGGGAGAGGAAGACGGCCGAGUCUUGCCAAGAACUGGUUAUCCAAGACGAAGGGCGGUUACCGCAUGCUUCACAUGCCGAGAAAGGAAGACGAAUACGAUCAUGCAAGACCUGCUUGUUCUUUCUGCCGACCGAUCGGGGCGCAAUGCCGUUACGAUGCCCGUGAUGCGUCGUCGUUUGAUCGUGCGAGCCUGAAAAUUCUUGAUCGGUUGUCGGUAAUCGAGACAUCGGUAAGAGAGAAGCCGAUAUCUUCAACACUGCCACCUGACACAUCGUAGUCAUGGCUUGUGGCUGCAGCUCUGAAACGAGUUAAAGGAGACCUGCCUUCUACUGGCAGCGGCGCGGUCUAACCUCGACAUACCUGUUGGAUGGUA